Messenger RNA from Trichoderma atroviride IMI 206040, 1791 nucleotides. RefSeq lists its product as uncharacterized. The record is from RefSeq and is a predicted model, not a curated record. Lineage: Eukaryota; Fungi; Ascomycota; Sordariomycetes; Hypocreales; Hypocreaceae.
CUUCCCAUCAAUUUAGAUCUCCGUCAUUAUCUCGUGCGCAUAACCCUUGCUUUUCCUUCUCUUCUUUAUUCAGGCAGCUUUCCCCAGUACAUCUUUUUCUUCUUCUGAACCUCGUCACCUUCCACCCUUAUUAGGUAAUUGCCUAUACUGAACCUGUUUGGCUAUUGCAACGCGGAACGCCUGCCGCUUAUUUGCAUCCCUGGUCUACUUCAACCCUACCUAACUUCAUCUCUUCUUUUCGAGACGGCGCUUUUCUGAUUCGCGUACUUGAUACCGGUUUUUUUGUUACAUCUAAUAACCCACUCCUUUGUCCAUUCCCGCGCAAUAUACCAUCGUCUGAAAGAGCCAGUUUUUUGUUUACAAUGGAUUACACCGAGGAUAACCAGAACGCCGCCCCCGGCAGCGUCCAAGCCUCCAAGCUCAAUGCCGCUCGCAAGGGUCCAGACUCCCAGAGCGUCACCAAACGGCUCCAGACCGAGUUGAUGACCCUUAUGACCUCGCCUGCGCCCGGAGUCUCCGCGUUUCCCUCCGCUGAUGGCAACCUCAUGUCCUGGACCGCCACCAUCGAGGGCCCCGAAGACACGCCAUACUCUGGUCUCACGUUUAAGCUGAGCUUCGCGUUCCCUUCCAACUAUCCUUAUGCUCCACCUACCGUCCUCUUCAAGACGCCCAUCUACCACCCCAACGUCGAUUUCUCCGGUCGCAUCUGCCUCGACAUUCUCAAGGACAAAUGGACCGCCGCCUACAACAUUCAGACCGUCCUGCUGAGCUUGCAAAGCUUGCUCGGUGAACCCAACAAUGCAUCUCCUUUAAAUGGCGAGGCCGCCGAGCUGUGGGACAAGGACCCCGAAGAGUUUAAAAAGAAGGUUAUGGGGCGACACCGCGACAUUGAGGAGGAGUAAGCAUUUUCAUAGCGUGCAGGCUUUAUGAUUUUACGUUAUUGGGUACCUGGAGUCAUUGGGGCACACUUCAAUCGUUUGAUAGGGUAUUUGGGUGUAUUUUGCAUUUCCACAACUAUGGCUGGGGAAAGGGGGGCUGUCCGUCCCUUCCACGAGCGCAUGACCGGUUACAAGUUAUAAUAGAACCUGUCAAAUUCAUCAUGACAGACAAAUCACCGCCUAACCAGGCUGCUUCCCGUCACUCUCCCUUUUGUAACAAUUAGGGACUCUCUACCGCGGCAAUUGUUGCAGAGGCGAGAUGUUUCGUUGUGGAAUAAAAAAAAAACCUUUGUUGAUCACAUUGCCGUCUUUUAUUUUAAGCGUGAAAAGCUAGAAGAGCCGGUUGCAACUCCGUAAUGCCAUGCCACCCCAGAACCAUUCCCAAAGAGAAACAAGUUUUCUUUACUCCUCAACGACCUCGGUCGCAAGGCCCUUGGGGUUCUUGACAUUGACUGCCUGAACGUAGCUGUACAACUUCUCCUUGGCACCCUCCUCAUCAUUUCGUCGUCGGGAAACACGAACUCGGAUUCUGUAGGCGACACCCUUAACACCCUGCUCCCAAACCUUCUUGUUCAGGGAAGGGUCGAUCCGGACGUCAGAGGUACCCAUGGCCUUGGUGGCGAAAGCCUUGAUCUCCUUGAUGGCACGGGGAGCCCUCUUCUUGAAGGAAACACCAUGCAGUCUCUUGUGCAUGUGGAUGGUGUACUCGCGGGCAACCACGUCCGCAAUGGCGGAGCGCUGAGUAGGCUUCUUUGACGACAUUUCUGGGACGAGAGGUGGCGUAGUUGCGAGUGCUGAGGAUUCUCUUGCGACCAGCGUUUGACAGAGAUUCCGUAUGUGAGAGGGAGAGAGG